Physcomitrium patens is the source of this 1349-nucleotide messenger RNA. RefSeq lists its product as uncharacterized. Gene Ontology annotation, molecular function: RNA methyltransferase activity; RNA binding. Lineage: Eukaryota; Viridiplantae; Streptophyta; Bryopsida; Funariales; Funariaceae. Gene Ontology annotation, biological process: wobble position ribose methylation. The record is from RefSeq and is a predicted model, not a curated record.
CAUCUCCGGCAUCGAGGUUGUUGGUGUUGCAACCUUCUAUUCCUGGUCUUGUGUUUGACAUGACGACGUGGGUACAAGAGGUUUAGAAGAGUGGGUCUAGAUGAGUCUUGAUUUAAUGAAAAUAGAGGAGAGAGCUUACCGGCCGUGUGAAGAUUGGCCUUGAGGACAACUUGAAGAGCUUAUGGAUAGUUAAAGAGUGUGGCUAUGAGUCAUGGUUCGGAGAUUCUUCGCUGACGACCAUGAGAUUGUAAUAGAAAUACGAGGCAAUCUUCUUUUCUUUCUGUUUGUGUAGGAUUGGCAUUACAAGAUGGCAAUGCUAUCUCAAGGACUCAAGUGCUUCACGUCUCCGCUCUUUCAGUCGUCUUGCACCCGAUUAAGCCACCCUCGUGUGUGCUUGCGCAAUCCAACUGGGAGUUGGAGUUGGGAGCUGGAUUUCGCGACGCCACAUCCUUGUCGCGGUUCCAGACGAGCAUGUGGGCGUCUUCUUGUGACAGCAUCUGAAGGAAAGAAAGGGCUUCUGAGACAUGGGAGCUGGGGGGAAGUUGCUGAGCGGGAUCAGCAGCAAAGAUUACUGCAAGUGGUGUUGGUUUCACCCCAGAUACCAGGAAAUACAGGAAGUAUUGCAAGAACUUGUGCAGCCACUUGUGUUGGGUUACAUCUUGUUGAGCCGAUGGGAUUCAAGGUUGAGGAUUCUAAGCUGAGGAGGGCAGGACUGGACUACUGGCCAUUCGUAGUGGUGAGGGUGCACAAGUCUUGGGAUGAUUUUUUUACCUAUUUUCAAGAACAGGAGGGUGAGAAACGGCUCCUUGCAUUCACUAAGAAGGGUCGUACUAUUCACACGGAUGUGAAGUACAAGGCUGGAGACUGGCUUGUAUUUGGGUCAGAAGUGGACGGCUUACCUGCUGCAAUUCUAGAACAAUGCCGCUCUGGUGAGUUUGCCGGAGGCUCUGUGCGAUUCCCCAUGAACGACAGCUAUGUACGUUCACUAAAUCUCUCUGUGGCGGCUGGAAUUGGUGUUUACGAAGCUCUCCGUCAAUUGGAUUCUCACACGAAUUACAGCACUUUGGACGUCAUUCCCAGUCAGCCUGUGGAGGCUCUGCACAAUGAUAUAUACGCUUGACUUGAUUAUGGUGCAAUUCUUCGGACAGGCAAGAUUGAAGUUCAUAUGAAUGUGUUGGUGGAUAUACAAGUCCUCACAAGAGCAUCACUUGAGCUCCCUUUGAGCUACUUGCUCAUCUUUCACGCGAAAAUUAGGCAUUUACCAUGUUCUUAUUUCAGAAUUGAUUUUUAUUACACAUCACCCAUCGUUAUUAAUAUUAUUGGCAAAGAUGAUGUGGUUAAUUUUGUUA